Messenger RNA from Guyanagaster necrorhizus, 1019 nucleotides. RefSeq lists its product as uncharacterized. The record is from RefSeq and is a predicted model, not a curated record. The transcript is spliced from 3 exons. Bases 405 to 926 code for a protein of 173 amino acids. NCBI's taxonomy places the organism in Eukaryota, Fungi, Basidiomycota, Agaricomycetes, Agaricales, Physalacriaceae.
UGUAAGGAUCUAGCGCUCUGGGCUCGGAAUAAUGUCGUCAAGGAGAGAGAUCACAUUGUAGCAACCGGUGAUCAGACAAACGAGGAUUCCGCAAAUUUCGGUGACUCAUCAUCGCUGACAAUGAGGGGCUGGGGAGAAAGUUCGAGCCGGCGGGAUGCCACGUGAUAGAAUCUGUUGUCUUCCCCCAUCACUGCGAAAUCCCGACGGCUGUUCAAGAUGUGAGGGCAUUGCUACUAGGACAGAAGGGCUUAUCGAACCGAACUUAUGAUUCAAUUGAAGCUGGGUCCCGGUUAAGCAACGCAACUCCGUUGCAACAUCCAAAAGAUGAAUACAAAGAUGGUGUGUCCAUUGAAUUGUUGAGCUUCAAGUAACAUCUUUGUUAAAGAUUGACACGUUCCAUCGUCAUGCUCGAAAUAGACAAAAAGCUACAAAAACUCGGAAUAGCUUUCAAACAGUUGAGCCAAAUACCUGUUUCUGGUCAGCGCCCACUCAUUAUUUCCCCCGGCUUUCGUAAUAGGGCAAGCAACUUACUGCAACGUUUUUCUCCAGGUCUCAGGCCACAGAAAAUUGGAACUUUUCUAAAGAAGGAGAGCGGAGGGGUACGCGAGCUGCCUAACGCCACAGAACUUCUCGAAAAAAAUCUGGAUUUUCCAGUUCGCCGAUCGGUAUUUGUUAUCCUCAGGUCUUCCCUGAUGAUGUCAAACCGCGACAAUGCUGUAAUCUCGCGUACGACCUUGUACCUCCCGCGUAUGAUCUCGGCUGAUUGCCAAGGUAUCCGGGCUAGCCCCGGCUACUCGGGCAGCCUGCGACCGUGCAAUCACUGGAGAAAUUCUCCUGGAAUACGAGCACGUCUGGAACGGACGACUCUAUUCUCCCCACGUUUAUAUCGAAUGCUGCAAAGUUCGACUGCAAGUGGGUGGCGGUGACCUUUUUCCGUUUUGGUGACGCCGUUGCUCUGAUCCGACUGUCGGCGGCGCCAGAUCAGGCAUUGCUUUUUCCCAUCACUUCCACUGUCUCCC